UUUCUUGCGAUCGAGACGACGAAUCGAUCGGGCAGCUGAUACACUUUGAGGAAGAGAGUGAUUUUGUAAGGAAGAUGAUCAUUGAGGUGCUACCGGUGAUCGACCUGGAGCCUUACCUGGCAGUGGCGGGAGAAAUCGGGGACGAUACGAGUCGGCUAAGCCCCAAACUCAUUGAGUUAUGCAGAGAGGUGACUCGAGUGCUGAAGGAAACAGGUGCCUUGGUGGUGAAAGAUCCGCGGUGUACGGCUGAGGAUAACGAUCGCUUCAUUGAUUUCAUGGAGAAGUAUUACGAGCGGCCAUUUGAGUUCAAGACGAAGCAAGAGAGGCCCGAUUUACUUUACCAGGGUGGAAUAACACCAGAGAAAAUAGAAGUUCCAAGACUGGUAGUUGACGAAGAGUGGAAGGAGAAAGUAAAGGCAAUGCCAAAAGAAUCUCAGCCGUUGAUUCCCAUUGGACCUGAUCCCAAAUGGCGAUACAUGUGGAAUAUUGGUUCUCGCCCAGCAAAAACCCGCUUCAAGCAAUUUAAUGCUGACGCUGUAAGGCCCGAAAGCUUUCCCGAAUGGAAUGAUGUAAUGGACUCUUGGGGAAGCAAAUUACGCUCAGCAAUUGAG
This is a messenger RNA of Carica papaya (papaya), 611 nucleotides long. Lineage: Eukaryota; Viridiplantae; Streptophyta; Magnoliopsida; Brassicales; Caricaceae. The record is from RefSeq and is a predicted model, not a curated record.